Messenger RNA from Lactuca saligna, 678 nucleotides. The record is from the annotation of a GenBank genome assembly. NCBI's taxonomy places the organism in Eukaryota, Viridiplantae, Streptophyta, Magnoliopsida, Asterales, Asteraceae.
AUGGUACUCACAUUGUGGUCUUUACAUCCACGCUACACCCAACCACCUUACCUAGGUUCUAUUUCAAGCUUUUGCACAUUCAAGAUAAAUCAUGGAGGUUCUUUCACAAAUACGGUAUCUGGAAGGUCAUACAUAGAUGGGCUUGUUGAUCACUUUGAUUUUGUGGACAUGGAUGUGUUUUCACUACACGAGUUAGAUGAUAUGAUGGCAGUUUUAGGGUACAAUGACGGAGGUAUAAUGUUUUACCAUUUCAUGAUCCCAAAGACAGACUUGCAUAGUGGAUUGUUACCCCUUGGCACCGAUCAAGAAGUCAUUCAGCUGGCAAGUAAGGAAAGUGUUAGUGAGGGUCCUUGGAGUGGGGUUAAUAUGACAAAUGAUGAGAGUGAGGACGAAAACUUCUUUAUGGAUUCAGAAAAUAUUGUAGAUGAUGUGGAUGUUGAUUUGAAAGAAUUUCAUAUACAUGUUGAUGAAGAUGUUGAGUGGGUUCAAAAAACCACCAAAGAAGCAAGUGGUAGUGGUGUUGACUUUACUCAAGGUGAAUAUUUGGAGGUCAUAGACCCAGAAUUGUUUGAGUCACCUAUUGUAGAUGAAGAUAACAACAGAGAGAGGAUGUUAAGAGACAUAAGAAAGGAAAAAGUUGUUCUAAGGGUGUAUUUCAUCAAAAGGCUUUCAAAUUAG